AUGCUAGCAAAAGCGCUGGGAUGCCAUGGGAGCGGUCGGCUCGAGAAAAUGCCAUCAUCGGAUGUACAAACGAUAUGGCCAUCAUUGCUCCAUCACCGAAUCGUAGAUCCAAGAAUGCCACAGUCUCAGGAAUGCUCCCCAUGUGGAUCGAAAGUGAAGCGAAUGGGACUGGGCCAACGUCGACAGAGCAUCAGGACAGCACCGUGGAUUUCUUCUCGAGUGGCCAAAUCUUGGCGAUAG
This is a messenger RNA of Gongylonema pulchrum, 240 nucleotides long. The record is from the annotation of a GenBank genome assembly. NCBI's taxonomy places the organism in Eukaryota, Metazoa, Nematoda, Chromadorea, Rhabditida, Gongylonematidae.